AGCUCCGCAUCUGUCAACAUUCUCGGCUCCGCCCGAGGCGCUCGACUCGCCCCCAUUGGCCCCGGUCCGUCCCUGCGCCCGCCCCUGGAGCCCGAACACCGCCCCCCAUUGGCUCUGCGGGCCGCCGCUCUCCCUUAUGUGUCAAUUUGAGGGCCUGAGGCGGAGGGUGGCGGCCGAGCGCCGGAGUCCGCGGAGUCUGGAAGUGCGGCGGCCGGGCGCGCGGGGCGGGCGGCGAGCGGAGCCGGCCGGAGCGGGCCGGGCAGCGGCCGCCGCCGUCCCGGGGGGGACAGGCGCGGGCGGGAGGAUGGAGCUGAACUCCCUGCUGAUCCUGCUGGAGGCGGCCGAGUACCUGGAGCGCAGGGAUCGAGAGGCCGAGCACGGCUACGCCUCGGUGCUGCCCUUCGACGGCGACUUCACCAGGGAGAAAACAAAGGCGGCCAGCCUGGUGCGCAAGGCCCCGAACAACAGGUCUUCACACAACGAGCUAGAAAAGCACAGACGAGCCAAACUCAGGCUGUACCUGGAGCAGCUCAAGCAGCUGGUGCCCCUGGGCCCCGACAGCACCCGCCACACCACGCUGAGCCUCCUGAAGCGGGCCAAGGUGCACAUCAAGAAACUGGAGGAGCAGGACCGCCGGGCACUGAGCAUCAAGGAGCAGCUGCAGCAGGAGCAUCGCUUCCUGAAGCGGCGACUGGAGCAGCUGUCGGUGCAGAGCGUGGAGCGCGUGCGCACAGAUAGCACAGGCUCCGCCGUCUCCACGGACGACUCAGAGCAAGAAGUGGACAUAGAGGGCAUGGAGUUUGGCCCUGGUGAGCUGGACAGUGUUGGCAGCAGCAGUGACGCGGACGACCACUACAGCCUGCAGAGUGGCAGCGGCGGCGACAGUGGCUUUGGGCCCCACUGCCGGCGGCUGGGCCGCCCCGCCCUCUCGUAGGCCCGUGCCCUCUGCUCCUUGGCCUGCCUGCUCGCCAGCCACGCGUGUCAGCCCUCCAGUUCUCCUUCAGUUGACGCCAGCCUCUCCACAGGCCCACUGCUGUGCCAUUCUGGAAGCUCCAGCUGCCGCCUGGGCUGCCUGGCACUGCCCGCUUGCCGGUCAGGGCCUGCCGAGCUGCCUGCCCCUCUCAGCUGGGCAGAGUCCCCUGCAAGGAGGCAGGGCCCAGCUUCCACGUCCGGAGCCCUGGUCAGCAUAGCCGCCCACGGUCUGUUCUCAGAUUCCUAAUCAUUCCAGAAGUAUUAAAUAUCAUUGCUGCAAACCUCGGCAGGUGCCGUGUGAGGGGCUUAAUGACCACCACAGGGAGCUCAGACCCCAACCCUGGAUCCCAGGAGAAAGGAGUGGACCGAGGAAGGAAGGAAGGCAAGGCUGUCUGUCCAUCCGUCCAUCUGUCCACCUACCCAUCAGUCCACAUAGGCUCCUAGCGUGGACGAGGGAUCUGUGAAGGGCGGGACCUGGGUGAGCACCUGGGGCAGGUGGGUGGUCCAGGUCCUUCCCACGUCGCAGGUGUCAGAACCUAGGGCUGGGCUCCCGGGGCAGGCCAGGCCAGCCCAGCCCACACCGAGCUGGGCAGCGUCUGCUCUGGUAGGACUGUCAGACGCACACACGCACGCACCUAGGUACACGCACUCAUGUACAUGCUCACACACGCAGACACACCUGGGCACCCCGAGGUCACCUGUUCUGGGGAUGAUGGCCUUCAGGGUCAUCUGGCAAACAUCAGCCCCUGGGCUGUGCCUGGUUCCCCCUCCAGCUCCCGCUCACCCACGCCCACCCAUCGUGCUUGCCUGUCUGCAUAGGAGGGGGGCAUCUCUUCCUGGCUAGGGCUGGGGUGAGCUGGAGGCUGGUAAAAGUUGCAGCCACUGGGUCCUCGGGGGCUUACUCAUCUCCCUUUUUUAAACAAAAAGCAAAAAAGUAAAAUGCUGCACUGCCCAGCAGCCCAGUGAAGGCUCCGGGAGCCACCUUAGGAAAGGGCUCUUUACGAGCUCUGCUGCGGCAGCCUCAGCGGGCAGAGAGGCUUCCCCCAAAAAAACAACCAUGUUUUAAAAAAAGAAAGCCUAAAGACUCUCGGCCAAGGGACGUCCGUGUGUGCCGCCUCUGUUUCCUGUACCAGAUUUUUGUACUCUAUUUUCCUAGCCAUUGUUGUGUCCUUGUUUGCUGAGGGGUGGGAGCCACCCAGCGUCUCAGGGACCUGUCCCUCUGUCAUGUCGUCAAAGUGUGCCUUGUGUCUUGUGUCUGGCCUUGCCCUUCCCACCAGCAUGUCCCUCAUGGCUCAGGGUGCCCCAGGCCUGCCCAACUAGUGCUGUCCUCCCAUCUCCUGUGGGCAGCCCCUCCCAGCAGCCAGGGCUUCCUGGGGGCGAUGCAGCCAGGCCCCUGUGGGUGGCAUGGAGGGACCUAGUGUUUGCCCUCCCCAGCAGCUGGCAGGGGCCUGCUUGCUCACUAGAGAGGUAGAUUCUCACCUGUCACCUGACUCGAGCCCCCUGCUUCCUGGUCUAAGUGAGGGCUCCAGGUUUCAGACACUGGCAGCCAAUGAAGACUGCUCACUGGGUGGUGCAGGCCUGGCACCAGGAGGCUUGCACCCUUCCUUCCUGACGUCCUCUGUCCUUGGGGCCGGCCCACAGCAGUACCUGCCAUGCCUCUGGUGCAUCUCUAGCCAAUUUCCAUAUGAUGGGAAAAAUUUGUGUCUAUUUCCAGUCAUAGGCAUAGAUGUCCCAGGGUUGGGGGCCCUUUGUGAUGGAAGGGGGUCCCUGGAAACAACUCUGGUACAGAACCUGCCCUGCAGGCCAUAGGGGGUGUGGUGCCUGGAGCUGAGGGGCAUCGGAACGCGUUGUGGGUGGUUGUGAGGAGGCCUGUCUGCAUCUCCUUCCGGCCCCACUGGGGGCCAGGGGCACCCAGAAAGGAGCUUCCCCUGCCUGCCUGAUUCUGUCCCCCCGAGGCUUCAUUUCAAACACUGCGGCACCUCUGAGCAAGGCGGGCCGUGUGCAAAACCUUGCUUCCCCAGCCAGCACUCCAGGGCCCUGAGGUGGUCAUGUCCCUGCCCUCAAUUCUUGAAGCACCAGCUCCCUGCCCCACCCUCCAGUGCCUGGGGCAGCUGGGGGGCUUCUGCUCUCAUCUCUCACCAGCAGAAUCCACCCAGUGACCAGUGGUGGCCCCUCAGCCGACCCUCCCAGCAGCUCAGCCUGUGGCUCUUGAGGCCGUGGUUCCCACGUGGACUGGGAGGCAGUCUCAUAGCCACCCGGGGUGCUGUUCAGCUGCCCCUCCCUGCCACCAGCAGGUGGGUGAAGGGUGGCCCACUGGGUGGGGGCUGGUGCUGGGAGUCACCAUAUGCUCAAACCUCCCACUGCUCCCUGCCAGGGGCCCAGGCUGCCAUCACUGGAGGCUGCAGGGACCAAGAGGCCAUCACCGUGUCUAGAGAGAGCAGACAGGAGCAGAACAGCGCCGGGGGCUCCUGAGCCUCUGCGUGUGCCCUCCCAGCCCACACCGGUGCUCUCGGCCACUGAGCACCCGGACUCAGGCUUGGGUUCCCCAGACUUACUGGAAGGCAGCUCCCGCAUACCACAUAGCAGACCCCCGCCAUCCUCACAGAGGGGAAAAGGCUGCAGCAAGGCUUUGCCUCUGCAGACCCCAUCUUAGUGGCACAGUGCUUGGGCCUGUGUUCCCCGGGUGGUGGAGCCCUGUACUGGUCUGUGGCCCUGGGGGCCCCACUCUGCUGUCUGCCCCAGCCCAUGCCGUCUGCUGGGCAAGGCAGGCUCCCCCGUGCCCUGCCUCCCUCUGUCAGGGAACCUGGGACCCCUCUCCCCACUGCCUGCACAGAGGACCCUGACCCUGGGCUAGCAGUGUGGCCCCAGGUCCAUGUUGGGCACUAGGGCAGGUUCCGUGCCAGAGUCGGGCCACACGAGGGCCUGGUGCCGGUGAGGGGGGUGUGCGCUAGAGGGGAAAGGGGCCCCCGCCCACCUGUCCACCGUGUGGGCCAUGCUGUGUCCUUAUGUCAUUGUAAUAUAAAUACAGAUUUUUAUAUCUCA
Messenger RNA from Chlorocebus sabaeus (green monkey), 4014 nucleotides. It is a transcript of the gene MXD4, whose product is annotated as MAX dimerization protein 4. Gene Ontology annotation, biological process: regulation of transcription by RNA polymerase II. The record is from RefSeq and is a predicted model, not a curated record. Lineage: Eukaryota; Metazoa; Chordata; Mammalia; Primates; Cercopithecidae. Gene Ontology annotation, molecular function: protein dimerization activity; DNA-binding transcription factor activity, RNA polymerase II-specific; RNA polymerase II cis-regulatory region sequence-specific DNA binding.